UGCUCCUGAGGCACCACUUGGCAAGCAGCAUGCAACAUCCCAGGAGUUGCUCAAUGUCCUUCGGCCUCCUGCCCAGUCCCCCCAGGAGGCCCUGAUGCCCUGGGGCACUUCUGCUGUGCACAGGACCACGUGGGGGUUUGCCAUGGUGACAUAAAGGGGCACAGAGGAAGGAAGGAGCGCAACCAGCCUACAGACUGUGCCCCUGGCUGGGAGGAAGGGCCAGGGCCCAGAUCCUCCACUUCUGCUGCCCACUGAGGGCCACACUAUUAAGUCUUUGUGAAUCUAUUGGCUAGUGGACAACUCUGGUGUCUCCUGUGUGGGGCCUCGGGGGUGGCCAGGGCAGGCCAGGCCUCUGGUGGCUAAGAUCUUGGGGGCCAGGAUGCCCACCCUGGCAUGCCUCCGUAGGCUGUGUCGGCAUAUGUCCCCACAGGCUGUCCUCUUCCUGCUGUUCAUCUUCUGCCUGUUCAGCGUCUUUGUCUCAGCCUACUACCUAUAUGGCUGGAAGCGGGGCCUGGAGCCCUCGGCGGAUGCCUCUGAGCCUGACAGUGGGGACCCUCCACCCAUGGCCCCUAGCCGCCUGCUUCCACUCAAGCCUGUGCAGGUGGUCACUCCUUCCCGCACAGAUCCGUUGGUGCUGGUGUUUGUGGAGAGCCUUUACUCACAGUUGGGCCAGGAGGUGGUGGCCAUCCUGGAGUCCAGCCGCUUCAAGUAUCGCACAGAGAUUGCACCAGGCAAGGGUGACAUGCCCACACUCACGGACAAGGGCCGAGGCCGCUUUGCCCUCAUCAUCUACGAGAACAUCCUUAAAUAUGUCAAUUUAGAUGCCUGGAAUCGGGAGCUACUAGACAAAUACUGCGUGGCCUACGGCGUGGGCAUCAUUGGUUUCUUCAAGGCCAACGAGAACAGCCUCCUGAGUGCGCAACUCAAGGGCUUUCCUUUGUUCCUGCACUCGAACCUAGGCCUGAAGGACUGUAGCAUCAACUCCAAGUCCCCUCUGCUCUACGUGACGCGGCCCAGUGAGGUGGAGAAGGGCGUGCUGCCUGGCGAGGACUGGACAGUGUUCCAAUCUAACCAUUCCACCUAUGAGCCGGUGCUGCUGGCCAAGACGCGGUCAUCCGAGUCCAUCCCUCACUUGGGCGCCGAUGCUGGCCUGCACGCUGCGCUGCAUGCCACUGUGGUCCAGGACUUGGGCCUCCACGAUGGCAUCCAACGAGUGCUCUUCGGCAACACCCUCAAUUUCUGGCUGCACAAGCUCGUCUUUGUGGACGCCGUGGCCUUCCUCACUGGCAAGCGCCUCUCGCUGCCCUUGGACCGCUACAUCCUGGUGGACAUUGAUGACAUCUUCGUGGGCAAGGAGGGUACACGCAUGAAAGUGGAGGACGUGAAGGCCCUGUUUGACACGCAAAAUGAGCUGCGCACACACAUCCCGAACUUCACAUUCAACCUGGGCUACUCAGGGAAAUUCUUCCACACAGGUACUGAUGCCGAGGAUGCUGGAGACGACCUGCUGCUGUCCUACGUGAAGGAGUUCUGGUGGUUCCCGCACAUGUGGAGCCACAUGCAGCCUCACCUCUUCCACAACCAGUCCGUGCUCGCGGAGCAGAUGGCCCUGAACAAGAAGUUCGCUGUCGAGCAUGGCAUUCCCACAGACAUGGGGUAUGCUGUGGCGCCCCACCACUCGGGCGUGUACCCCGUGCAUGUGCAGUUGUACGAGGCCUGGAAGCAGGUGUGGGGCAUCCGCGUGACCAGCACGGAGGAGUACCCCCACCUGAAGCCAGCCCGCUAUCGCCGUGGCUUCAUUCACAAUGGCAUCAUGGUUCUACCCAGGCAGACUUGUGGCCUCUUCACGCACACCAUCUUCUACAACGAGUAUCCGGGGGGCUCCAGCGAGCUGGACAAGAUCAUUAAUGGGGGUGAACUCUUCCUCACUGUGCUCCUCAACCCGAUCAGCAUCUUCAUGACACACCUCUCUAACUACGGCAAUGACCGCCUGGGCCUAUAUACUUUUAAGCACCUGGUGCGCUUCCUGCACUCCUGGACCAACCUCCGACUGCAGACGCUGCCCCCUGUGCAGCUGGCCCAGAAAUAUUUUCAGAUCUUCGCUGAGGAGAAGGACCCACUUUGGCAGGACCCCUGUGAGGACAAACGCCACAAAGACAUCUGGUCCAAGGAGAAGACAUGUGACCGCUUCCCAAAGCUCCUCAUCAUUGGCCCCCAGAAAACAGGCACCACAGCUCUCUAUCUGUUCUUGGGCAUGCACCCCGACCUCAGCAGCAACUACCCCAGCUCCGAGACAUUCGAGGAGAUCCAGUUUUUCAAUGGCCACAACUAUCACAAAGGCAUUGACUGGUACAUGGAAUUCUUCCCCAUUCCCUCCAAUACCACCUCUGAUUUCUACUUUGAGAAAAGCGCCAACUACUUUGACUCAGAAGUGGCGCCCCGGCGGGCAGCUGCCCUGUUGCCCAAGGCUAAGGUCCUGACCAUCCUCAUCAACCCUGCAGACCGGGCCUAUUCCUGGUACCAGCACCAGAGAGCCCACGAUGAUCCGGUGGCCCUCAAGUACACCUUCCAUGAGGUCAUCACUGCCAGGCCCGAUGCUUCAGGAAAGCUACGUGCCCUUCAGAGCCGCUGCCUGGUCCCUGGCUGGUAUGCCACCCACAUCGAGCGCUGGCUCAGCACCUUCCAUGCCAACCAGAUUCUGGUCUUGGAUGGCAAGCUGCUGCGGACAGAACCUGCCAAAGUGAUGGACACAGUGCAGAAGUUCCUUGGAGUGCCUAACGUCAUUGACUACCACAAAACUUUGGCGUUUGAUCCAAAGAAAGGAUUUUGGUGCCAGCUGCUUGAAGGAGGAAAAACCAAGUGUCUGGGCAAAAGCAAGGGCCGGAAAUAUCCAGAAAUGGACUUGGAUUCUCGCACCUUCCUGAAGGAGUAUUACCGGGACCACAAUGUGGAGCUUUCCAAGCUGCUGUACAAGAUGGGUCAGACCCUGCCCACCUGGCUGCGGGAGGACCUCCAGAACACUAGGUAGCCACGGCCAGCACAGCCAGACUCAACAUUUGUGAUGGCAGGGACAUCCCGCCACGUGCUGAGCCAGACUGACCUGCAGGCGGGGAGCCCAGCCCAGCUGGCAGCACUUAUGAGCAAUACUCUGUGGAGGACGCAGGACCAGAAGAAGAGCUGAGGCAUUUCCACAUGACCCUCAGAGCAUCCAGUGCAGAGCCUGUGGCCACCAGAAGUUCAUCUGUUUCCAGCUUUUAGGGGGGGGCACAUCAUGCUGGGGAAAGGCCAUUUCCUGGUGAGAGGAAGUCCCAUGUAUUCUCUCUGUCCCUCACUGUGUUCUACUGACUCACCCGCCCCUCCAUCCCUCAGUAUUAGCUGCCAUGUGUUCCCUAUGCUCCACACAGCCGGGCCUUUUGCCAAACCAGGGAGACAGACUGGACUUUCCCCUGACUUGUUUCGAGCCAGGCAGGCCCUGCAGAGGGACCCCCGCUGGGUGCCAGGUAGCUGGGAGGGUUGUCCCCUCACCAGGAUGUGGGACCCUUUCCAUGUCACCUUCCUUCAGGGGAGAGAAAGUCUCCACUGGUUCCUGCAGUAUCUGCUUCCCUCAGGGCCUCCCAGCCCCAGCCCUGGCCCUCUCUGCACCCUGGGAUCUGAUGAGUGGUGUUUCCUGUGAUAAAGACUGAGGUGGCUUAGGGGCCAGCCAUUACAUACCUUCCCAUGUACAUACAUGUCCCUGCCCCACUCCCUAACCCCCAUGGUAGCCUCGGCAGGCUCUGAGCAUAGUGGCUGAGACCCAUCCACCACUUUGCUUCAGCUAACUAUGGCCAAGGAAUUCCGGACUCCCCCUAACCUCCCAAAUACUAAGAAGCUAAAGUAUUUUAA
Messenger RNA from Suncus etruscus (white-toothed pygmy shrew), 3882 nucleotides. It is a transcript of the gene NDST1, whose product is annotated as N-deacetylase and N-sulfotransferase 1. Bases 380 to 3028 code for a protein of 882 amino acids. Gene Ontology annotation, molecular function: heparan sulfate N-sulfotransferase activity; deacetylase activity. The transcript is spliced from 14 exons. NCBI's taxonomy places the organism in Eukaryota, Metazoa, Chordata, Mammalia, Eulipotyphla, Soricidae. The record is from RefSeq and is a predicted model, not a curated record. Gene Ontology annotation, cellular component: Golgi apparatus.